This is a messenger RNA of Emiliania huxleyi CCMP1516, 1707 nucleotides long. RefSeq lists its product as hypothetical. The transcript has 4 exons. Bases 1 to 1707 code for a protein of 568 amino acids. The record is from RefSeq and is a predicted model, not a curated record. NCBI's taxonomy places the organism in Eukaryota, Haptophyta, Isochrysidales, Noelaerhabdaceae.
AUGCAUGGCAUUCACGUCGCAUAUGCCGUCCCCGCCCAUGACUACGGCGGGUACGCGUGCGACCAGUGCAAGUCGCUUGUCUCCAUCAAGCUGCCGGCCACGCCGAUCACCUUUGAAGGUGAGGCCCACUUUGCCCAAGCAGGAACCAGCACCGAGAGCAGCGCGCUCGACGUCGAGUGGGGAGGCCUGACCAGCAUCGGCUAUUCUACGUUCAGCCGGAGCGGCCUCCGGACGGUCGACCUGUCUGGCGCUGCCGUCCAGACGAUCGAGGCGUACGCGUUCUACGGCUGCGUCCAGCUCGAGCAAGUCGACCUGUCCGGCAGCAACGUCAACACCGUCGGGAACGGCGCCUUUGAGUCUUGCUCGUCGCUCGCCUCCAUCAAGCUGCCUGCCACGGACGCCAACUUCGGCCAGGCUGCAUUCGGCCGGAGCGGCACCGAGAGCAGCACGCUCGUCGUCGACUGGGGCGGCGUCACCGUCUUCGGCUACGCCAUGUUCUCAGGGAGCGGCAUGCGGGAGCUCGACCUGUCCGGCACGGCCAUACACACGAUCAAGGGGUACGCGUGCGACCAGUGCAAGUCGCUUGUCUCCAUCAAGCUGCCGGCCACGCCGAUCACCUUUGAAGGUGAGGCCCACUUUGCCCAAGCAGGAACCAGCACCGAGAGCAGCGCGCUCGACGUCGAGUGGGGAGGCCUGACCAGCAUCGGCUAUUCCACGUUCAGCCGGAGCGGCCUCCGGACGGUCGACCUGUCUGGCGCUGCCGUCCAGACGAUCGAGGCGUACGCGUUCUACGGCUGCGUCCAGCUCGAGCAAGUCGACCUGUCCGGCAGCAACGUCAACACCGUCGGGAACGGCGCCUUUGAGUCUUGCUCGUCGCUCGCCUCCAUCAAGCUGCCUGCCACGGACGUCACCUUUGGUACACAUGCUUUCUCAGGGAGCGGCACCGAGAGCAGCACGCUCAUCGUCGACUGGGGCGGCGUCACCGUCUUCGGCUACGCCAUGUUCUCAGGGAGCGGCAUGCGGGAGCUCGACCUGUCUGGCACCGCCGUCCGUACGAUCGGGGCCUACGCGUGCAACAGCUGCACAUCCUUGACGUCGCUCACCCUCCCCCAAGGCAUGGGGCUCAUCGAAAGUUGGGCCUUUGCCUCCUGCACCUUGCUCUCCUGGACCUACGUCCCACCAACGUGCAUCAUCGAGCCCCAUGCUUUCGAGGGCACGCAGGGCUACGGAGCAAACUACCCGCCCUCUCCACCAUCGCCUCCUCUUUCGCUAAGGAAGCCGCGAACGUCGGCGGGCUCUGCUUUCGCUUGGAAGUUCUUGGCCAAGGUGACCGACGGCAAAAGCAAGACAUUUGGCAAGAGCAAGAAGCAGACCAGCCCGUGGUUCUCCGCCAAGGCACCCCAACGUUUCUUGCCCUGCCACCUUCUCGUGGUCACGACGGAGAAUCAGCAGCCCAUCAGCUCCGUGACCGUCACCCGGGACACCAAGAACAAGCCUUCCAAGGCGAAGAAGUAUCUCAACGGCUUCGAGAUCUGGGUCGGCAAGAAGGCUGGAGAAAAGGCGGUGAAGUGCGGCGGACCAUUUGCCUGGUCAAAAAUCAAGAAGGGGCCCGUCACGGCGCCGUGCGACGCUGCCAAGUCCAAGCGCGCCUGCCUCCCCUCCAACCGCCACGCCUCAAUCCCCACUAGUUCCCGUGACGAUGCAUGA